AUGAUGGUGGUGGUGGUCUCCAUAGCUGAUUACCUCUACCCCAACAACCCCGGGGUUAUCCCAACAGCUCUUGGGAAGGAGAGAGGGUUUCAGCCGUGUGCUCCCUUCUUCCAGGAGCUGCUUUGGGGCCGCUUUGGUGGGAUUCUCACAGCCCCGUGGCUCCAGGAGGUGGUUGAGAUGAUGGUGGUGGUGGUCUCCAUAGCUGAUUACCUCUACCCCAACAACCCCGGGGUUAUCCCAACAGCUCUUGGGAAGGAGAGAGGGUUUCAGCCGUGUGCUCCCUUCUUCCAGGAGCUGCUUUGGAAGGAUGUAGAUGUGGAUGUAGAUGUGGAUGUGGAUGUAGAUGUAGAUGUGGAUGUGGAUGUGCUCCUCAGUGGUGCUGGAGAGUCUGGGAAAAGCACCAUCGUGAAGCAGAUGAAGAUUAUUCAUGAGGAUGGCUACUCGGAGGAGGAAUGCAAACAAUAUAAAGUGGUUGUCUACAGCAAUACUAUCCAGUCCAUCAUCGCCAUCAUAAGAGCCAUGGGGAGGCUAAAGAUAGACUUUGGGGAAGUUGCCAGAGCAGAUGAUGCCCGUCAGCUGUUCGUGUUGGCUGGCAGUGCGGAGGAGGGGGUGAUGACCGCCGAGCUGGCCGGGGUGAUCAAACGGUUGUGGAGGGACGGCGGGGUCCAGGCCUGUUUCAGCAGAUCCAGAGAAUAUCAGCUGAACGACUCCGCCUCAUAUUACCUGAACGACUUGGAUAGAAUAUCCCAGCCGACCUACAUCCCCACCCAGCAGGACGUCCUGAGGACCAGGGUUAAAACCACCGGCAUCGUGGAAACCCACUUCACCUUCAAGGACCUGUAUUUCAAGAUGUUUGAUGUUGGUGGCCAACGGUCAGAGCGGAAGAAGUGGAUCCACUGCUUCGAAGGCGUGACGGCGAUUAUCUUCUGCGUGGCCCUCAGCGAUUACGACCUCGUCUUGGCUGAGGAUGAGGAGAUGAACCGGAUGCACGAGAGCAUGAAACUCUUUGACAGCAUCUGUAACAACAAGUGGUUUACGGACACGUCCAUCAUUCUCUUCUUGAACAAGAAAGACCUGUUUGAGGAGAAGAUUAAGAAGAGCCCCCUGACCAUCUGCUACCCCGAGUACACAGGCUCCAACACGUACGAGGAGGCAGCUGCCUACAUCCAGUGUCAGUUUGAGGAUCUGAACCGCAGGAAAGACACCAAGGAGAUCUACACCCACUUCACCUGCGCCACUGACACCAAGAACGUGCAGUUCGUCUUCGACGCCGUCACGGACGUCAUCAUCAAAAACAACCUGAAGGAGUGCGGGCUCUACUGAAGGGCACGAGAAGGAGUUUGAAACGGCGGCGUUUUUUUGUGCCCCGGACUCUUUGCUGCCUGGCGGGGACCGGCUGGGAGCACCAAGAGGACCAGAAGAAAAGGGGGAAAAAAAACAGCAAAAACAGCAUGCAAAAUCCUUGCAUUCUUUUAGCACAAAUCUUAACUCUUAGUAGGGGGACCUUUUUUUGAAAUUGAGACGGGAAGGUCGAGGUUAAAACAACCCUUUGGAGCGUGACCGGAUCCGUCCGGGUGACGAUCCCAAACCUGUACAGCCGGUGUGGAGUCGAGGUGUUGGGAUUCCACACCUUCAAUAUGUAGCUUUCUCUCUCUUUUUUUUUUUGGGUUAACAAACCACCACUAGUUUUAUUUUUGGGGGUUUUUUUUUGAAGCUUCGGUUGUUGUUUAUUUUUAUUCUUAUUUUAUUUUAUUUUUUUUCCCCAUCCGGAAAACUAUUAUCGACUCGAUUUUCUUUCUUUCUUCGCGAACGGAACCUUGUUUUAAAAAGAAUAAAAAAUUAAAAAAAAAAACAAAAAAACAAACAAAAAAAUCACUUAACUAUGCACACGUGAGCAGAUCAUGCGGAAAGAAUUUCCUCUUUGCAGGAAAAGAAAAA
Molecule: messenger RNA, 1938 nt
Organism: Calidris pugnax (ruff)
Lineage: Eukaryota; Metazoa; Chordata; Aves; Charadriiformes; Scolopacidae
Product: guanine nucleotide-binding protein G(k) subunit alpha-like
Exons: 11
Coding region: 1-1323 (440 amino acids)
Biological process (GO): adenylate cyclase-modulating G protein-coupled receptor signaling pathway
Cellular component (GO): heterotrimeric G-protein complex
Molecular function (GO): GTPase activity; GTP binding; G protein-coupled receptor binding
Source: RefSeq, a predicted model, not a curated record